This is a messenger RNA of Serendipita indica DSM 11827, 297 nucleotides long. The record is from the annotation of a GenBank genome assembly. Lineage: Eukaryota; Fungi; Basidiomycota; Agaricomycetes; Sebacinales; Serendipitaceae.
AUGAAGGAUCAAGAUGGGAGACUCGUUAUUGUCGACUUUUACGCCGAUUGGUGUGGUCCCUGCAAGAUGCUCUCGCCCAUCCUCGAGCGUAUAACGUCAGAUACUACGUAUAGCAAUGGCAAAGAAGUAGACCUCGUCACUAUCAAUGCAGACGAAGAACCAGGUCUCACGGAGAAAUUUCAAGUUCGAGGACUUCCGACUGUCAUUGCCUUUCGUGAUGGCAAGCCGAUUGAGCACUUUGUAGGCGCGGCACCAGCCAAUGUCGUCCAGGAAUGGAUCAAGAAGCUAUCUGCAUAG